GGGGGGUUCGGAUGGUGAUAGGAAAUGCAUUAUGUCGUUCUUGGUCCUUUCUUUCAUGGUGUAAUGUAUUUAGUUACCAAUUUAAGGGGAUUGGUCUUUUAUUCAUUUCAUAUUUUCCCAUUUUUUGCAUUUAAUGUUUGAUUAAUUCGUAUAGUUAGUUGAUUUAGUGUGCUCGAUCUUGCACAUGUGUUUUUGAUUUGCUAAAAAACGCAUGUACUAACUGUUGAUUAGAUCAUUUAAAGGGAAGUGUGUAAAAUUUGACCACUUUGAACUCUUAUUUUUCAUUUUGUUUUUCCUGAAUUUGAUUUGAUUGGAUUGGUUGUAUUCUUGUUACACUUGUGUGAUUCUUUAGAGUACCGUAUGUAAUCUGGAUUUAUUUUUGUUUGUAAUCUGGAUUUAUUUUCUCCUUCCUCUGUAUUAGCCGUCGACAUGAUUGAUACAGGCUUAGUUGUUGAUAUUGUCAUCGCAAUGAUUGUAAAAACUGUUUGCUUUCAUAUUUAAUACGAUUAGCCAAGUUCUUGGGUAGUUCUAGUAUUUUUGUUAUUUAUGUUGUGGAUUGGGGGAGGGAAUAAAAAAGAGAAGACACGAGAUGGGCGAAUCUUAAGUAAUAUUUCGUUUGUCAUAAAUAAGUCGUUCUACUGUUUGGUUGAUAGUCUCAUUAUAAUUGUAUGGAUUGUGUGUGCCUAUCCAUCCAUGUGGUCUUUGGAUUUUCAAAAAACGUAACAUCUGGGUUGGUGAGAUGAUAAAAACUGGCGCAGCAACUUGGAUGAGAUACAAAAACUUGCUGAGCUCCAGGCAAGGCCUUUUUAUUUGUUUUUGACUGUUCUUUUAGUGAGGGAAAACUAUAGUUGGAGACACUUCAUCUUAAGUCACAAAAUACACCUUUAUGUUCUUGUCAGUGGCUAUAGUUUUAAAUUUUGGAAAAAAGGGAAAAAAAAAUAGUAAGUAUGCUCCUAUAUAAAUUUAAUAAUCUGCCGGUUAAAUUUGAGUAAUUUAUGUAUAUGUGGAUCAUUCUUUUUGAGUGAUUUAAAUAACUGGUAGGUUAAAGUUUAGUUAUUUAUGUGGAUUCCAAACAAUCUUUGUUAAGUGGUAGGUACUCUCAUGUAUAUAAAGUGUACAGAACUAGUCAUUUAGCUUGUAGUCAUAUUUUCUCUUAUUUGCCUUACUUUUCCUAGGCGAUAUCAUUUUGUUACAGUGUGAUAUGUACUUGUUAGGAGUUUAGAUUCUGGGUUAGAGUUGUAAAACAGCAUCCACAACCACCGCCCCCUUCUUCCUGCAUAGCUUUUUGUCUAGGUUGUCUACACCAUAUCUCCAUCUACUUUCUAUUACUAGUGCUAAUUAAUAUCUCGAUAUUUAAGUAUAGGCUGUAUCUGGAAAAGGAAUUCGAUUGUAUUUGUUAAGUUCUUUAUUGAAAAUCCGGAAACUGGUGGAAAUGGAUGGAACAAGACUGGAUCCUGUGAUGAGGCCAGUGUUUCAACUGCAUUUGAUUGGCUGUCUCAUUAACGCUGUGGGAUUUGUGUGUGUGGUGCUGUUGAUGUGGCCUUUUUACUUUUAAAAAUUGCCCCAGAAACGAUUAAAAUCCUUACUAAGUUAACCUUGCUGAAGUUGAUUCCUACUGGUCAUUUUGUUCAUGUGAAUUGAAUUUAAAUCUGAUAGGCUGCUUUUUUCUUUGUGAAUUUGUGUCUGCGUUGUAUGUGAUAACUGGCAGCUCCCUUAUCAAUCAAAUCAGGACGUCUCUUGAAAAGAAACAUAAUUGUUUUGGUUAUUUUAUGUAGAGAGUGUUGGAAAUUGAUGAAAUGAUAAAUCAGGUUGUGGAUCUUUUCAUGAUACUGUCAUAAAUAAUUCCAUGGAUCUUGUCAUAAAUAAAAAUAACUUCUGUUUGGUUAUUGGAGUUUCAUUGAAAUCGUGUGAUUUGUGCUGCUCCCGCAGAUAGCCUUUAGAAUUUAAAAAAGGGGGCUACAACGCUGAUCUAGUUGACUCUGUUGGACUGGUUUCCUGUUAUUGUUUUGUUGUCGUGAUUUGGAGUUUUGGCUUUGUUUUGGCAGUUGAAUACUUUGAGUGAAUCUGUGAAGCAUGUAUUCAAACUGGAUUUUUAGUAAUCAGUGACACAUGAUCAUAUCGCCAGCCUCACAUAGGGGAUUGGGUCUUAAUUUUUGGUUUAGAAGUUCUCAUCUCUCAUCUCCUUGUUUGUAGUAAGUGGUUGACAAUUUCUUGAAAAGGGAUUCUAUUGUUUUGUUUCUGUGAUUCUGGAAAGAACAGUAAAAAGGGUAAUUAAGACUGUAUAUCUUUGCACGGUUGUGUCCUCUCAUAAGCAAGACUUUGGAUCUUGUCAUUACUUAGUCUUCAGUGCUCUUUGGUUGCUAAAAUCUUUUCACGAUUCUAUUAUUUCUCUCAUGAAAAUCGCUCAAUGUAAUGCAUCUAGCUGUGCAUGUGAUUCUUUUUUAAUUUUUAAGCAACGGCUGUGAAAGGUGUAAAAAGUCUCAAAAAUCACCUGGCCAAGCUCAUUAUUAUGUUCUUCAUGUUCUUGUAAAUUGGAGUUGAUUUUAUUAGCCAUAUAAUGGGUGAUUAAUUUUGUUGAUUGUGAAAUGGUGUCUAAACUGGGUGAGAUACGCUUGCUAUCUUAAUAUUUGUUAGUAGCUGUGUAGCGUUCUUAUUGAUUAUGUUGCAGAUGGAAAUGCUGUCAUAUAGUGCUCCUGAUCUCACCUCCAGGAGAGCCAAGGUGAUGGGCAUUGCUUUUGUUAAACAGUAUUACCAACUGCUUCACCAACAGCCUGAGCUAGUGCACAAAUUUUAUCGAGAUUCAAGCUUCUUGAGACACGCUGAUUCUGACGGCACAGUGACCACCAUAACCACCUUGCGAGCAAUCAACAAUAAGAUUGUAUCAUUUGGUUAUGGGAACUACAAGAUAGAGGUCAAAACUGCACAUGUUGAAGAUUCUUACCAGGCCAGCAUAUUUAUUAAAGUAACCGGAUGUUUAACUGGAACAGACAAUGUGCCUCGGAAUUUCACGCAGUCAUUUUUCCUAGCUCCACAAGAAAAUGGAUAUUUCAUUGAAAAUAGCUGUUUUGAUGGUAUAGAGGAGAGCAAACCAUCCAAGACCAGUUCGGCAUUGGCACAUGCUGCUGCUGGUGUUGUUUCUGUGACCGCACCUCUGACAUUGGAUCCAGAAUCUGGUCUUGCUGCGGAUCAUUCUGCACGUGACAGUGUAACUGCUUCAGAAACAGAGGAAACUCAAAGUGAUCCAGAGGUUAAGUCAGCUUCUCGUACUCCUCCAAUGCGGGGCUUUGAUCCAGUGUGGUGUUUCCAUAGCAGUGCAACUGUAGCAGCUGUUAAUGCCAAUGAAGAGGCUGGUACUUCCAAAAAGGCUCCUGUAGUUGCAAGGGGUCCUGAAAGUAUCUAUGCCCAUAAAGAAGGAAACUCCAUUUAUAUCUACAAUUUGGCUCCGGGCGUAACUUAUGAUCAAGUUGAGAAGGACUUGGAAAGAUUUGGGCGGAUCAAGUGGGUUGGAAAGUCCCAAGGAAACCAGCCCUGUCCGCGUUUGGGAUUUGUGCAAUUUGAGUCGUUUGAGUCUGCUGAAAACGCAAUCAAGGCAUCGCCCAUAAACAUCGGUGGUCGUCUAGCUGUAGCUGAAGAUUUUAUCGGGAGCGGUGGAUCGCUGUUUGAAAGUGAGAGUGUCAAAGACGUGAUUGAUGCCUUUAAGAAGCAGAUCCAUUUGAAGUGA
This is a messenger RNA of Oldenlandia corymbosa var. corymbosa, 3721 nucleotides long. The record is from the annotation of a GenBank genome assembly. Lineage: Eukaryota; Viridiplantae; Streptophyta; Magnoliopsida; Gentianales; Rubiaceae.